Messenger RNA from Vitis riparia (riverbank grape), 1550 nucleotides. RefSeq names its product amino acid transporter AVT6C. Bases 43 to 1374 code for a protein of 443 amino acids. The transcript is spliced from 5 exons. Gene Ontology annotation, biological process: amino acid transmembrane transport. Gene Ontology annotation, molecular function: amino acid transmembrane transporter activity. The record is from RefSeq and is a predicted model, not a curated record. Lineage: Eukaryota; Viridiplantae; Streptophyta; Magnoliopsida; Vitales; Vitaceae.
UAUGGAGAAGGAGACAAGAGGCUAAGAUAGUGAACCUCCGGGAUGAAGCCGGCCAAGACUAAUGCCGGAGCUUUGGCGCCGCUCCUCCCGGAGCUGAGCUCGCAGGAGGCUAAGGCACCGAGGAGAGCCUCGGUGUUAGGUGCGGUGUUCAACGUCUCAACAAGCAUCAUCGGCGCCGGAAUCAUGUCCAUUCCGGCUACUCUCAAGGUCCUCGGGGUAGCUCCGGCGCUAGGGCUGAUCGUGAUCAUCGCUCUCCUGGUGGAUGUCUCCGUCGAGUUCCUGCUGAGAUUCACGCAUUCUGGCCGGUCGACGACCUAUGCUGGCCUGAUGGCGGAGUCGUACGGACGGAUUGGAUCUGUCGCUGUUCAGAUUUGCGUGAUGAUCACCAACCUCGGUUGUCUGAUUAUUUAUCAGAUUAUUAUCGGGGACGUACUUUCAGGAAAUCAGCCUGAAGGAACAGGGCACUUAGGCGUUCUACAAGAAUGGUUUGGCAUUCACUGGUGGAAUUCACGUGCCUUCGCGCUUCUCAUCGUUGUCUUAUUCGUUCUGUUUCCAUUAGCCUUGUUUCGGCGUGUGGGAUCCUUGAGAUUCACUUCGGCAAUAUCCGUGCUCCUAGCAGUGGUGUUUGUUGCCAUAAGCUCGGUGAUGGCGAUCUCUGCACUUUUUGAAGGGAAAGCACAGAGCCCCAGAUUGCUACCCGAGUUGGACACCCAAACCUCCUUCUUUGACCUUUUCACUGCUGUUCCAGUCAUCGUCACGGCCUUUACAUUUCAUUUCAAUGUUCACCCGAUUGGAUCCGAGCUUGGAAAACCAUCUGAUAUGAUUUCAGCUGUCCGGGUGUCACUGGUACUCUGCGCUGUCAUCUACUCCUCUAUAGGAAUCUUUGGGUACCUCCUUUUUGGGGAUUCAAUCAUGCCCGACAUACUUGUAAAUUUCGACCAAAAUUCUGGUUCAGCAAUGGGGGCCUUACUCAACGACACAGUCCGAUUAAGCUAUGCACUUCACCUCAUGCUGGUGUUCCCUCUCUUGAACUUCUCCUUGAGGGCCAACGUAGAUGAGCUCCUUUUCCCAAAGAGGCCCCUUUUGGCAACAGCCACCCCCAGAUUCAUGUCCAUCACUGUUAUUUUGCUGGUCUUCUCUUAUUUUGCUGCUAUAGCCAUCCCCAAUAUUUGGUAUUUCUUCCAAUUUAUGGGAUCAACUUCUGCUGUCUGCCUCGCCUUCAUCUUCCCAGCUGCAAUCACCCUGAGGGAUGUUCAUGGCAUAUCCACAAGAAAGGACAGGGUAAUCGCAACAAUAAUGAUAAUCCUGGCUGUAGCAACAAGCUCAGUUGCUAUUUCCACCAAUUUAUAUAGUUUGUUCCUAAACAAGAAGUAGGUUCUGAUUUGUGUAUUUCUAUUUUAAGUGCUCAAGCUGAACGAGAAAAAAGCAAAGAUUAUAAAUUCAUUUUGUAAGUGUGGCUACUCGUCCAUCAAAAGAAGUCCCAUCCCUCUCAAAAGGGAUGUCCCGCUACUUUGUAAAAUUUAUUGGGUUAUAAAUUCUUACAUUGCCUA